Chionomys nivalis (European snow vole) is the source of this 1699-nucleotide messenger RNA. Its product is annotated as zinc finger protein 431-like. Gene Ontology annotation, molecular function: DNA-binding transcription repressor activity, RNA polymerase II-specific. The record is from RefSeq and is a predicted model, not a curated record. The coding region runs from base 88 to 1476 and encodes 462 amino acids. The transcript is spliced from 3 exons. NCBI's taxonomy places the organism in Eukaryota, Metazoa, Chordata, Mammalia, Rodentia, Cricetidae. Gene Ontology annotation, biological process: negative regulation of transcription by RNA polymerase II.
GUGACCUAUGAUGAUGUGCAUGUUGACUUCACUUGGGAAGAGUGGACAUUGCUGGAUCCUUCACAGAGGAAUCUCUACAAAGAUGUGAUGCUGGACAUCUACCAUAGCCUCAGUAUCAUAGGAUACAGUUGGGAAGACCAUAAUAUUGAAGAACAUUUCCAAAGCUCUAGAAGACAUAAAAGGCCUGAAAUAAAUCAUACCAAAGAGAAACAUUCUGUGUAUAAUCAGUAUUUUAAAGCUUUUGCAUAUGACAGACAUCUGCAAUGGACUGAAAGCACACUUAUUGGAGAGAAACCCUAUGAAGAUAACCAAUGUGUUAAAGCCUUUGCUUUUAACAAACAUCUUCAAAGGCAUGAAAGCACACAUACUGAAGAGAAAACCUGUGAAUUUAAUCAAUGUGGGAACUCCUUUGCUCAUGACAAUGCUCUUCAAAUACAUAAAAGAGCACAUCUUGGGGAGAAACCCUAUCAAUGUAAUCAAUGUGGUAAAGCCUUUGCUUAUCACAGUGCUCUUCAAAUACAUAUAAGAACACACACCGGAGAGAAACCCUAUAAAUGCAAUCAGUGUGGCAAAGCUUUUACACAAAAAUGUCAUCUUCAGAAACACGAAAGAACAUUUACCGGAGAGAAAACCUGUGAAUUUAAUCAAUGUGGGAAAUCCUUUGCUCAUGACAAUGCUCUUCAAAUACAUAAAAGAACGCAUCCUGGGGAGAAACCCUAUCAAUGUAAUCAAUGUGGAAAAUUCUUUGCUUAUCACAGUGCUCUUCAAGUACAUAUAAGAACACAUACCGGAGAGAAACCCUAUAAAUGCAAUCAGUGUGGCAAAGCUUUUACACAAAAAUGUCAUCUUCAGAACCAUGAAAGAACACAUACUGGAGAAAAACCAUAUGACUGUAAACAAUGUGGUAAAACUUUUACACGAAAUUGGCAUCUUCAAAAUCAUAAAAGAACACAUACUGGAGAGAAACCCUAUCAAUGCAAUCAGUGUGGCAAAGCUUUUAUACAAAAAUAUCAUUUUCAAAAGCAUAAAAGAGCACAUACUGGAGAGAAACCUUAUGAAUGUAAUCAAUGUGGUAAAUCCUAUGUUAAUCCCAAUGUUCUUCAAAUGCAUAAAAGAACACAUACUGGAGAGAAACCCUAUGAAUGUAAUCAAUGUGGUAAAGCCUUUACAUAUCACAAGUAUCUUCAAAUACAUAAAAGAACACAUACUGGAGAGAAACCCUAUGAAUGCAAUCAAUGUGGUAAAGCCUUUACACAACAAGGUAAUCUUCAAAUACAUAAAAGAACACAUACUGGAGAGAAGCCCUAUGUAUGUAAUCAUUGUGGUAAAGCCUUUGCUUAUUACAGUGCUUUUCAAAUGCAUAGAAGAACACAUACUGCAGAGAAACCCUAUCAAUGUAAUCAAUGUGAUAAAGCCUUUGUACAACACAGUAAUCUUCAUACACAGAGAAGAUAUACUGAAGAGAUACCAUAUUAAUAUAGUCCAGUGGUGAAGCCUUUGCAUGGCACAGUUAAGUUCAAAUGCUUACAAGAACAUACUGUACUGAAACCCUAUGACUAUAAUCAAUGUGGUCAGGCAUUUCCUCCCACAGUGGUCUUCAAGUGCAUGAAAGAGCACAUACUGGAGAGCCAUUGCAUUGAUGAGUAAUCUUCAAAAUCAUCAGAAAAAAAGUUGUACCUCAGGGGAACCCUAAAAAUAU